AUGCUGCUGCGGCAGCGGGCCGACUGGCUAGCAGGCUGGCUGGCUGCUAGGGGAACGGCAGCUCGGCCGGCCGCUUGGCUCGCUCCUCGGCGAACAACUGCGAGCGAGCCGCGGCCGCUGAAGGAGCGGCACCGCCCCCACGCCCCCGUUUCCCGGGCGCGCCCCCGCGGCCAGCGCGCAGCCGCACUGAUCCGAAACAGUUUCUCGCUCACGUCGGAGAAGCCGCUUCCGUUUCCAACGCCGCAUUCCGGCCACACCUGCCCGUACCCCGGCCCCGCUCGCUCCGCCGCCCGGCCCGCCCGAGGAGGACCCCGCGCUCAGCCGCCCCAGCAAGCCAUGUCUGAGGAGGAUUAUUUGUGUGUGAAGACUGAGGAGGAGGAUGAAGCACUGGUUAUGGACCAUGGAGACAACGGACUGUCCGCACAAAGCUGCAUGCCAGUGCAACAGAACUCUGAAGGAAACAGUUCUGUUCACCACAUGAGUCAACUUGCCUAUGGAAGUGAAGGCUUGCCAGUGCUUGCUGAUCAAACGGCCUCACAAAUGAGUCAUUCUGCAAUGCAGAGAGGAACUGGUCACAGCCCUGAGAAAAUGGAUUUUGUGUUUUUGCGUAAUAAAAGAAAACGACUUUCUCCUGCUCUAGUGGAACACAACGUGAUGAGAACCACGGAAGAAGAAUAUGAAGAUAGUGACAGUGUCAUUUAUGAGUAUGAACCAGACUAUGAAUGUGAAAGCAUUUUAUCUGAAGCUUCUUAUACUGGAUAUCAGCAGAAUCCUCUUAUGGAGGUCCUCAGUUAUUGCCAGGCCAUGUAUGAUGCCAUUCAGACGUUGGAUAAAAAAUUUGACUUGCUUCAUCGUAAGGUCUCGGAAAUACAGCAUACACGUAUAAAGCCAUUCUUGCUCAAACCUAAACCAGUUGGAUUUACAUACAGAAGUUCCAGUCAUUUGCCUUCAGGAAAAAUAAGAGUACAAAAACGCAUGGAAAGAGAUUUAAGUCUUCAUCUUUCUUCAUCAGGCCAGGGAAGGCAUAGCCCACUUGUAAGGACUGCUUUACAAAAUGGCCACAUUCAAGUCAACUCCAAGGUAAAACAUGCCCCACAGAGUUUUCAGCUCGAAUCUCAGCAGCCUGUUGGAAGGCAGAGCCCACCACUCCCCACUAUAGUUUCUACGCAUUCAUUACAUUCAUCAUACACAACAACUAAUGGGAUGCCUGACCUUUCACCACAAUCAAAUCUUGCUCCCAGUAUUGUGGAAAGUACUGUCAACAUUGCAUCUUCACCCGUGGCAUCACCAUCGAUACCAGCACCAUCUGAGCCCAGUCAGGAAAAUAAUGCUGUGGAGUUGAACUACAGAAAUGCAUCUGAGGAUGUGAAUAUUAGUGAAGAACUACCAUCUUCUUCAGUCUUCAUCAAUCCUAGCUUUGAGUUUGUUGGUGACCCAGCAAGAAAUGUAAAAGUUCUUGGAAACCAUUUGGUGAAGGCUCGGCAAAAGACUAAACCCAAGUAUGCAGCACGCCACUUGGUUCGUGUCUUGUUCCCCAAGAAAACUUUAUUGUGCAGCAUUAUGGGAGCGAGUGCACGAGGGCGCAGGACAUUGGACCCAAACAAAAUUGCUGCAAUAAGAGAGUUUCUUGUAACUAACUUUCCAACCUAUGAUUUGAGCGAGCAUGGAAAAGACUGGAAAACCUGCAUCACAAAUGUCAAUUCUAUGAUCCGCUCCUUACGCUCUGAAACCAAAGCAAAGCAGACAAAUGAGAGGAAAGAAAAAGUGUCUGAUGCUCCUGAUACAUCUCAUUGUGUAGAUUUAAAUUAUAAUGAAGAUAGAGGAGACAAUUAUCAAAAUUCUCAGAAAAUGACCGGCUCCACAACUGACACAUUGCAGAAUUCAGAAUUGGAUAAGUUUUCAGAAGCUUUCCACACAUCGUUGGUCAGAAGACAUCAGUCUUUGGAACCUAUGGAGCCUCUUGGGAGCCCGUGGCGCAAUGUUCUGUUGCCUUUCUCGGUCAUUUACGUCGCUAAGGGGAAGACACGGCCAGAGUUGUCAGCUCGCUUCCUAAUUCGUCAUAUGUUCCCUGAAGAGGUGCUGGUGAAAAGCAAUGUGUAUGGUAGUCUUGAUCGUGGCAUGAGCCCACUGGAUUCCAAUAAAAUUAAUGCUCUCAGAGACUUUCUUCAAGAGAAUUUUCCCUCCUUUGAUCUAAAUGAAAGUGGAUUUGAUUGGAAGGCAUGCGUGGCUGCCAUAAACAGCACAAUCCGCAGUCUCAGACAUGAGCUUAAAAAGGCGACGUCUGGAAUCCGCCAGAGAGCCCCGGCAGUGCCGCCCUCGAGUGCAGAGUCCCCCAGAGGAUCCCACUCCCGUAAAGCCAGUGGAAAGCAUCUCUCAGAUUAAAGUUCUCUAGCAUCUGUCUCAAAUCUUAAUUUAGCAGGUUUUUAUUAAUUCUGUGUAGAAGCCUGUAGUAUUGAGCUGUCAUAUUCAACUGAGUUGUCAGCAGCACUAAAUAGCAUCACUUCAUGAGACCAAAAUUAGCAGGUGGCUUGGGAGCCCUAAAUCUUUGCAUGGGUGGUGUUUGUGCUCCACAGAAAUUAUUUUCAGUGUUCCCUCUAGCAUUUGCAAUGUGCUCUCUCCUAAAAGAAUCUUCUUCUCAUGAUUCAUUGAAUCUGAAAGAUUAAUCUGGUUAGAAAAGAUGCAUUGUGCAUCAAUUCAGCAGAAGCAGAUGGAAAGGAGAAGAAGAAAGAGUGGUCCUCCUUGGAGGGUGAAUCAUAGCUAGCUAAAUUAUCUCAUUAUGUGUGAGGAAUGAAAUUUGCUUUGACAAUUGGAUAUCUUCAGUGAAAAUGUCAGAAAGGAAAAAAUAUUUUUAAUCGCAUUUAAUAAGCUUGUUGUAUUGGGCCUUGAUGAUCUUUGAGGUCUUUUCCAACUUUAAUGAUUGUAUGAUCUCUCACAUUUUUGCCUCCGGUAUCAGUGUUUUUUGAGGAUAAGAGGCAGACAACAAUGUAAGUACAGAUGGUAAUGUAUGGGGGAAUGAUGCCUUAAGCUUUCAUAUUUUCCAGAUUCUGUAUUAGUAUAUAACUCUGCAUUAGUAUAGAAUUCUGAACUCCAACUAAAAUGUUGGCAAGUUCUCAUCACAGUUUAGUUAGACAAAACAAUCCUUUUCCAGCCAACAAUACUUUUCCAAUGUCCCACCAAGGACAUUGUUGCAGCUUCAGGCCCAUAAGGUACAAACAGCAGCGAAUUGAGGAGAGCAAACUGGGAGGAUGGGACUUCGUAACCUACAGCUGUAAUUGGACAAUUAACCAAAAUAUUUAAAUUGACCAAAACUUAUGAAAGUGCAAAAACUUGUGACCCAUUGUCCAUCUUGGGUGUAGCUUUGGCCAGGCUCUUGUACUGCCCAAGGUGUAUCCUUUCAAGGCCUUUUAAUAAAUACCUACUUUAUUUCUUUAACAGUCUAGUCUCUAUUCCAAGUAUCCUCUCAAGGAAUCAGUUACUGCUUUCCUCUGAUUUAGCUCUAUUAAAAGGACAAAAAAACCUAGUCCGGUGGUUGGUUCUGGUUUUUCUUAAUGAAAUUUAAGGAAAAUACUUCUUCAGGGUCCUGAACUUCACCAUCUCAUAGUUACUGUGGCCAAGGAUUCACAUUUUUAGCAAAUCCCUUGUAGGUGUAUGAGGCCCAGAAAAGCAUCUAUCAAUAAUAAAUGUUCAUGCCCUUGCCUUUCCUUUGUGUCUACGCAAGACUAAGAUUUAUUAGUGCACUAAGCUAUAUAUUAAAAAAAAAAAACAAACAAGCUAUUUUUAACAAACUUCACAUCUUGCUCAGUUUAAUUUGUAAGUUAGAAUUCAACAAUGGUAACUGUACAGAAGUUAAUGGGGUGUUUUGUUGGGUAGCUUCUUUGUUAUUUGGGGUUUUUUUGUUUGUUUGUUUUCAAAAAAGGAAGUAAUCAUAGAAUCAUAAAAUCUGCUGAGUUGUAAGGGACAUAUCAGGAUCAUAAAGUCCAGCUCCUGACAGUGCAUAGGAUCAUCCCCAGAAAUGACCCCGUGUGCCUGAGAGUAUUGUCCAAGUGCUUCUUGAACUCUGUCAGGUUUGGUGAUAGGACCACUUCCCUGGGAACCUUUGCGAGUGCCCACCUGCCCUCUGGGUGAAGAACCUUUUCCUGAUAUCCAACCUAAACCUCCCCUGCUACAGCUUCAGGCUGUUCCCUUGGGUGCUGUCACUGCUCAUAAGAGGGAAGAGAUCAGUACCUGCUCCUCCUCUUCCCCUGUGGGGAUGUUGAAGACCACAAUGAGGUCUCCCCUCAGUCUCUUCCAGGCUGAUGAAAACCAAGUGACCUCAGCUGCUCCUCAUACAGCUUCUCCUCUAUACCCUUCACCAUCCUCAUGGCCCUCUUCUGGGCCCUCUCUAAUAGCUGAAUGUGUUUCUUACAUUGUGGUGCCUAAAACUGCCCCCAGCACUUGAGGUGAGGGUGCCCCAGUGCAGCGCAGAGCAGGACAAUCCCCUCCCUCUCCCAGCUGGCAAUGCUGUGCCUGAUGCCCCCCAAGACCUGGCUGACCCUCUUGGCUGACAGGGCACUGCUGAUUGAUGCUCAAGUUGGCAUCAAUCAGGACCUCCAGGACCCUUUCCAUAGCUGCUCUCCAGCUUCUCAUUCCCCAGUUAAUGCAUGCAGCCAGGGUUGCCCUGUUCAGGUGCAGAGCCCAGCACUUGGCCCUUGUUGAGCUCCAUACAGUUGGUGUAACUUUUCUGUUCAUGUUUUCCAGCAUCAGUCACACGGUCCUCCCAGUGUCUUACUGGCUUGGUGCUGUGUGAGCUUGCCUUGCUGCUUUUGUUGGGUCUGAGUGCAGUCUCAGAAGUCCAAUUUCUUCACAGAAGGAAACUUCUUGGAAGACUGGCAUAGGGAGUAGAUUUUACCUCUGAGAGUUGUGGAAACUAUGGCUUCUAAACUAACACCUGUACAUAGCAGAAUUAGAUUUAACUAAGUCUGUCCUCUCCAAGGCAAAAGUUUAAUAGUUUGUUAGCAAUAGGAUAAAACAGUGAAUUAACUCGUUCCCACUUCAACUUCUGUUCAUAACAAACAUACAGUCUUUAUUGUACAGAGUAUAGGACCAGCUUUUUAAUUGUAACAUAGGAUAUGCAAUGGCCUUAUCAAAUAUGAAAUCAGGUGGUAAUUUAAGUUCCUUCUGCUACCUCCUUGCAGAGGUCUUCUGGAGGAUUCAAGAAACAGACUGAAUUUCUGGUUUUCUUUUCUUGGUAAAAAUGUACUGCAAAUUUGGUGGUUCUGGUGUACUAUUAACAAAUUGUUCUGUUACAGUCCUGCUGUAAAUUCCAAGAACUUUAUUGUGUAUAGAUAUUACUAGUUCAAAACCACAGAAAAAGACAAAACUGCUUAUAUUUUUUCAAUUGUUUUAUGAAUUGUUUUCACUGUUCUUCACAGAUUUUAAUGGUAGAAGGAUAUAUUUAUUGAAUGACAUGUCUGGCACUGAACUCUAUUAAGUGUGGUGCUUACCUCUAGCUUCCAUCUUGAAAAGAAAAUGGAAUAAUUAAAGUAGAAAUAGUUUUCUUGUUUCUGUUUCAAAUUUAUCAAAUUUUGCUAACUUUUAUAAAGUACAAUUAAAGUAUUUUGCUGUUAGGAAUUAAGUAUUUUACAAAUAAAAUUGCCGUAUAGCUCUUUGACCAGA
This is a messenger RNA of Taeniopygia guttata (zebra finch), 5655 nucleotides long. It is a transcript of the gene BEND2, whose product is annotated as BEN domain containing 2. Lineage: Eukaryota; Metazoa; Chordata; Aves; Passeriformes; Estrildidae. The record is from RefSeq and is a predicted model, not a curated record. Gene Ontology annotation, molecular function: DNA binding.